Messenger RNA from Eleginops maclovinus (Patagonian blennie), 4250 nucleotides. RefSeq lists its product as uncharacterized. Bases 439 to 1965 code for a protein of 508 amino acids. The record is from RefSeq and is a predicted model, not a curated record. Gene Ontology annotation, cellular component: nucleus. Gene Ontology annotation, biological process: regulation of transcription by RNA polymerase II. Gene Ontology annotation, molecular function: DNA-binding transcription factor activity, RNA polymerase II-specific; RNA polymerase II cis-regulatory region sequence-specific DNA binding. The transcript is spliced from 3 exons. Lineage: Eukaryota; Metazoa; Chordata; Actinopteri; Perciformes; Eleginopidae.
GGGUAUGCGCACGAGCGACCAUUGAGCAGGAAGGAAGGAGAGAAGGAAGGAUCGAAGGGGGAGAGAGGCAAGGAAGGGAGGAAAGGAAGGAGGGAGCGGAAUUAGUCAGCGAUAGAGGGGAGGAGAGGAGGCGAGGCGGCGGGUUGUUAUGCCGAAGUGGACGUGGCGGGUCCGGCGGAGUUAGCUACAAGUGACCGAGGCGGACAGCAAUGCACCGGACCAACCGCAGGCUGGUUCCAGUCCGGUGUGGGUGGUGACCACAGCAGUGAGGAAACACUCUCAGGAACACGCUCCCCCCCGCCGCCACUCAGGACGGGUACAUUUCUACAGCAGAGGGAGGGAGGGAGGAAGGACCCGGGCGGAGAGGGUUUUGGUCCCGAGCGCUACCCGAGGUGUUGUACCGCAGAGAGGUGAGGAGGAGCAGCCCCGCCCCUCACCAUGACGGACUUGGAGGCUGAUUGUUUGAGCCUCGGCCUGCCCCCCGAGUGCAGCUCCCCUCCCCCUUCCCUAGACGCCCCCCUGCAGGUGGACUGCGUCCCGGAGGUAGCUGAGCCUCUGGUGAUGCUGCCGUGCGUGAAGAGUGAGCCGGAGGACGGAGACCUGGAGCCUAUAUGCACCGUGGAUCUGUCGGAGAUCCAGCCACUGUCCACCGCCGAGCUGGGCCACGAACAGAUCAAGAUGGAGAUCAGCGGCCUCGACUACAUCAAGUCGGAGCACCACGGCCACCACGGGGAUCAGCACCUGGACCACUUCAGCCACAGCGACGCCACGGAGCUUGAUUACAAGUCCCACUACGAGCCCAGCUCUGUUUUUGACUACAUCUCCCAGGUGACGGACACGCUGGAGUACAUCAAGUCAGACCAUCAUGUGGACCUGCAGUGUUACUACACGGAGCUGAGCGGCCUGAAGUGUGAGUACCCCGAUAACAUGUCCGGCCACCUGCAGCACAACAGCCUUGAGUCCAUCCACAUGGCCGAGCUGCGCACCGAACUCAACAAGCUGCGGCCCGACGCACUGCUCAUGGACGGCAUAAAGCUGGACCCCGAGUUUGGAGCCGGUGCACUGUACGAGCUGCAGCCGACCGAGGUGGGGAAAGCGGCAGGGGAUGCGGCGGGGCAGGGAGGAGGCGCAUCAACCAAAUCCCAGAACGCCGCAAUGAGGAAAGCUCGCAACAUGCAGGGGGAGAAGCCCUUCUCCUGCACGCAGUGCGGGAAGAACUUCAGCACGCUGGGUAAUCUGAAAACUCACCAGCGCAUCCACACCGGAGAGCGGCCCUACACCUGCUCGCAGUGCGGCAAGAGCUUCGGCCAGGCGGGGAACCUAAAGCGCCACCAGCUGAUCCACACGGGGCAGAAGCCCUACGUGUGUGCUCACUGCCCCAAAGGCUUCACCAAGGCGGAUGACCUGCGCUCGCAUCAGCGGCUGCACACUGGCGAGCGGCCGUUCAUCUGCGUCACCUGCGGGAAGAGCUUCGGCCAGUCCAAGGAGCUGAAGGCACACCAGCUGAGCCACACAGGAGAGCGGCCUUACUGCUGCCAGCACUGCGGCAAGAGCUUCACCAAGGAGUCCAGCUACCGCAACCACGUGCAGAUCCACACGGGCGAGAAGCCCUUCACCUGCUCGCAGUGCGGCAAGACUUUCAGCAACUCGGGUGUACUAAAAACCCACGAGAAGAUCCACUCGGGUGAGCGGCCUUUUGGCUGCACGCAGUGCGGGAAGAGCUUCGGCCGCCUCGGACACCUGAAGGCUCACCAGCAGAUCCACACAGGGGAGCGGCCCUAUGCCUGCCCCCACUGUGGGAAGACUUUCAGCCAGUCGGGCCACCUCAAAGCUCAUGAGCAGAUCCACAAGCGGGAUCGUGCUGACACGGCCUGCAGCAGCAGCAGCAGCAGCAGCAGCAGCAGCAACAGCAGCAGCAGCAGCAGCAGCAGCAGCGGCAGUGGGGGGGGCAGCGACAGCAGCUGAACUCCACACCCUUUAACCUCUCGGAGAAACAAAGUAUUAUUACUCUUUUUUUAUAAAUACUAUAUAUAAAGUUUUUUCCUUAUGAAUCUUUUCUUACAUUUUCAUACCUUUUGCAUUAUAUCUGUGGGCAGGGUGCUCUGACUGAUUUGCUCUUAUGCAAGUGUCUGCGUGUGUUCAUGUACUGUAUGUGUGUGUGUGGGGGGGGGGGGCUGUAGAUAAUCUUUAAACUGAAGUCCCACUACUUAUUCUGAUACAAGCACAAAUACUUCAGUGACCAAUCUUGAGUACUUCAUUUAGUUUUUUACUGAAAAAGACCAGCAGCUGAACCAGGACCGUGUUUACUCUUCGUCGAUACUAUUAUUAGUAGUAUUGUUAUGAAUACUAUUAUUAGUAGUAUUGUUAUGAAUACUAUUAUUAGUAGUAUUGUUAUGAAUACUAUUAUUAUAUUUCACCAGCGCUCACAAGUUUCCUUAGCACUUCACAGUGAGUACUUGUUGAUUACACUUCACAGUUAAGUGUAACAGAAUACAGAAACUUUUCGUACUUUUAUAGCCUCAUUCUAAAUGUUUAUCUGGAUAAAAUCCAGAGGCAAUUUACUUCACUUCUGUUUACACUCAAAAGAUGUAAAAUAUUGUAUGUAAAAAAAAAAAGGUGCCGAGCCAAGAGAGUUGACGUUACAUAAAAAAAGCCCUCUGAGAUUAAAGUAGUACAUUUAUGAAAAAAGACUUAAUUACGAGAAAGACAACCAAGAAGUAAGAGAAAAAUGAUCUGAGAUGUUUUCUGAGAUUAGUGGUCUUUUUUUUUCUUUUUUUCUAAUUAAAUAUACUAUUUCAAUCUCAGACGAUUACAUGUUUUUUCCUCAUUACUGUACAACUUUCAUUUACAUGCUGGUACAAAUUUGAACAUUUUCAGAUUUAAAAAAUGUAAACAUUAAUUUUACAAAAACAAUAAAUGAAUCUUUAAAAACCCAGAAGGAAAUAGGAACUUAAUUUGCAUUUCUUUUUAAAGUUAAUUCAAAUAAAGAAGGCACUUCCACUAACAGCGUAGUUAAAAUCAUCAAAUUAGUUUGAAUUAAUAUUCCAUCAAAUUAAUUUUCCUCUAUUUACAAAAUUAAGUAGAGAGUUAUGAGAGUAAAUACAGAUCUAGAGUCACAUCAUAUAAACUACAAUAAAAGUAGGGAUGCACAAUCUUUAUUAGACCCAAUAUAAGGAUGUCUAUCAUGAAUUAUAAUCCAAAUAAAGCCUACCAUAGGAAGAUUAGAAGAAGUAUACAGUGUGCAGACAACAAAAACGGAUUUUAUGUUAUUUAAAAAAGGUUUUGUUACCAACAAAUGUGCUCAUUAGACUUUAUUUUGAAUUUUAAUCUUCUAUUUUUAUCAAGUUAUCAACUUUUUUUUAAAGUGAAUUGGCUGAAAAACUUCCAUUGCGUUCAUCCCUACUAAAAUAAAUAAUGAACUGAAAAUGAAACACUUAACCAAAACAUGGAAACGUUCACACCUUUAAUUAUCAGUCUAGCUGCCAGUUUAGUGAACCUGGAAAUGUUGAGUACCCCAAAGUUGAUGGUAGUAUAAUACGGUCCCCAGCACAUAGAAACUGCCGGAUGCUAACUUGCAUACAUUCGGCAGUUUGUACCAUUAGCAUAAAAAUAUGGAGGUUAUCAUCCGGCUAUUUGUAUGUGCUGGGACCCGUACUAUACAUCUCUAACAUAAAACUGAACUUCAGGGCUCAAAACAAAUGUCCUCUCCUGGUUUUACCUCAGACAGCACCAUGAUUAAAAACAGAGUCCAGAUUUAAGAUAAGGGAAAAAUCCUUUCAAAAACAGACAGAUUAAAAAUCUUUUUGUAUUUUUGCUAAACAGGGUCCUGGUUCAGUCAAAGUACAUUUCAAUCUUUUGCCAAGUGUGUACUAGUACUUCCUGUUUGAGUACUUCCUGCCAGUUUACUCGUGUUUCUUCCCCGCGCUGGGAGAUUACUGUAUUGUUAAAAACCUAAUGAUAUCAUUUAGUGUUUUUUUUACUGCCUAGUAUUGAUCAGGAGGUACCGCAGUGACGAUAAUCUGCUGAUUCGACAUUCCUCUUGGUUUUUGUAGCAGGAUUUAAAAUCAUUCCAGUUUUUAGCGUUGUCGGGCUCCACAAGGACCAAAAAAACCCAGACGGCAGCACAAAGAGCCCGACUCACCGAUCGCUCACUGUGGACACAUCUUUAUUACCGCAUUCCUAAUAAAAUAUAAGAAGAAAAAAAAGAGCGUCUUGUACUGGAAAAAGAUUAUUAAAGAAACUAAUGACAA